AUGUAUAAGUCAAGACCGCAGCGGAAAAAUUACAAUCAGCUGUCAGGAAACGAAAAGUUGGACAAUCGACAAGUAGAAGAUAUUCACAUCGAAGAAGCUGAAGUAGAAUCGGAUGCCAGCAGUACCGAUUUAGAUGAACGUGACACAAGAGGGGUUUGCCCCCCUUGUGCACAUGAUCGAUACAACAAUAACAUCCGAAGACAUGCACACGAUGAUUUCAGCGAUGACACAGAUUAUGACGAGGCGCUAACUUGCAACGUAUGCGACAGGUCGUUUACCACACGUCGUCAACUCGGAGACCAUCAGCAAAAGAAACGACAUUUUGGGUGCAGCGCGUGCGACAGCCUGUUCCCAUCGCUGAUGGCGUUAGAGCACCACAAGGAGGAGUUCCAGCACUGGAGCGACUCGUCGUACUGCAGCCACUCGGAAUCCGACGACAGCGACCUCGAGCACUGCCACGAGGACCGUCAUAGGCUGCUCUAA
Messenger RNA from Chilo suppressalis (striped riceborer), 483 nucleotides. The record is from the annotation of a GenBank genome assembly. NCBI's taxonomy places the organism in Eukaryota, Metazoa, Arthropoda, Insecta, Lepidoptera, Crambidae.